GGUAAUUGUCCCCAAACAACCGUAACGUUAAAUUGAGAAAUUUGGAGCAAAUCGGUAAGCUCUGACGGCAGCUUAUAGCGGUCGUUGACGCAGAGAAAUAAUCUGUUUGGGUUUGGCUUUCCAACAUUCAUUCCUUCUUUUCUCGGCAAAAUCCUCACACUGAUCGCCGCUCAGCAAUUGGACUUUCCCUCCGAUUUCAGCAUUCCGGCGACGGCGAGCCAUGGCUACCGGCGGGAACGGUGACACCUCCAAACAGGAGCUCAUCCACCUUAUCAAACGCUUCGGAGCUUAUGUCACUUUCAAGAUCUCCAAUUUUUUCCCUGUCUCUCUCCAGAACCUCGAUAUACGCUCUUUUGGGGCAGUUGCUGGUCUUGCUGUUGCAAUUGUUUUCACAUGGAGGCUGUUGAGAUCUCCUUCUGGGACUCAACGGAGGCAACAAAAACGGCAAGGUGCUUCAUCUAGCAAUCCUGGAGUCGCUACACAUUCUAAUUUGUCGGCGGUUCCUUCAAAUGCUUGUUCACCCUCAGAUGAUUCAAGGGCACAAAAUGUUGUUGACGAGUUCUUCCAGCCAGACAAGCCAACCUUGGGGCAGAUUGUUAGACAGAAGUUGAGUGAAGGAAGAAAGGUAACUUGUCGUCUUCUUGGAGUGAUCCUCGAGGAAAGUAGUCCAGAGGAACUGCAGAAACAAGUCACUGUGAAAUCCUCUGUGCUAGAAGUAUUAUUGGAAAUAACAAAAUUUUGCGAUUUAUAUCUCAUGGAACGAGUUCUGGAUGACGAAAGUGAGAAAAGAGUUCUUGUAGCAUUGGAAGAAGCAGGGAUAUUCACUUCAGGUGGUUUGGUCAAGGACAAGGUUUUGUUCUGCAGCACAGAGAAUGGACGGUCAUCAUUUGUUAGGCAAUUGGAACCUGACUGGCAUAUUGAUUCAAAUCCUGAAAUUGUCUCUCAAUUAGCUAGGUUUAUCAAGUAUCAACUUCAUGUAUCUCCUUAUAAAGCCGAAAGAACUGCUGCAAAUGUGUUCAGUGCUCCAUCUCUGGAACAGUUCUUUGGAUCCAUAUGACUCUAAAACCACUAAAGAUCAAAUGUUAUUCAUAAAUGUUUCCUAGUUUGUCCCUCCAUGCAUCUUGGUUUUCACAUUUACCUCAAGUUCUUUUUUUCAGUUUUUUCUAGAUGUAUGAGAACAAAGUUAGUUUUUUUUAUUGAAGAUUUAAGGUUCUCGCUCUAGUUAGGUGAAAGACUUUAUGAAGAUGCUUUCGAGAAGUUUAAUAUUUUUUCUCUUUGGUUUGAAAUUUGUGCCUUACAUUGUAUACCAUCCAGAUAUUUUAAACCGGCAAGGCGGCAAGUUUUACUGGA
This is a messenger RNA of Vigna umbellata (rice bean), 1350 nucleotides long. RefSeq names its product peroxin 22 (gene PEX22). Gene Ontology annotation, biological process: peroxisome organization. The record is from RefSeq and is a predicted model, not a curated record. Lineage: Eukaryota; Viridiplantae; Streptophyta; Magnoliopsida; Fabales; Fabaceae.